This is a messenger RNA of Dermacentor albipictus, 1122 nucleotides long. RefSeq lists its product as uncharacterized. The record is from RefSeq and is a predicted model, not a curated record. Lineage: Eukaryota; Metazoa; Arthropoda; Arachnida; Ixodida; Ixodidae.
AUGCCGAAACCAUAUCGAGUAGUGAAGUUUCCAGAAGAGAACGACAGUUUGGCAGUCGUGCCAACAUCUUGGCUUACCCAAAAUGAAGAUCUUUGCUUCUGGCCCCAAUGUGUCAAGGGGUCAGAAGUAAAGAACAUGAUCGAAAGCCAAGUCGCGCCUCAGCAAGACUGGGGUACCUAUCCAGUUGCUGUCAUGGCGAGGUGCAGCACUUAUGACAAGGCCUCAAGGAGGUUAAAGAAGGCGGAGUCUGUGUCUGGCGUCGACACCACAGAGCAGUCGGGCAAUGAUGCUUGCCAUGGUGAUGACGACGACGAUGCAGCCUCACCUCGACUGGACCUGCCUGCACCGCCCUCUGCACCAGCUCAUGAGAGCAUCACUGGCUCAUCCCUGGAGCCACUUGCAUACGGAGGCCCUGAGGAGAUGAUGCCGGUGAUGCUGCGGGUGCUGCGGGUGCAGCUAGAGGUGAGGCAGCAAAAUCGGGAGCUUCAUCACGAGCUGCAGCAGCUGAGGCACGAGGUACGGGUCAUGUCUGAGAGGCUUCAUGAAAUUGAGUCUCCUGACAGGACCCGUACCAUGCCUCAACCUGGCCAGCGUACGGUGCCUGCGAGUCUUCCUCGGCUGCCUGCCAACAGCUUGGAGGAGCUAGAGGCAGCCGAGGCAGCAGUAGGCGAUGAAGCUGUGGCUGCCACCUUGCGCAAGCACCUCCUACAGAUAGGAGGGACGUCUCUGCGCGAGGUGGCAUCGAAUGCCAUGAAGGCUGUAAUGGCACAUCCAGUGCAGGUGCUUUACAGCCUUCAUGGCAGAAAAGGCAAGCGAGCAUUCAUCAACUUGAAGCUUUGCCGUAUAGUCACAGAUGUCUGCGAGAAGGGCCAGGUAGACGUCGUGGAGGCACAGAGCUUCCUGAAGAAGUGGUUGCCGGGGUCUGUGGACAGGGGUGGCGGCAGGAAGAGGCGUUUCGCCGAAACGUUUGCAGCAGAGGAGCCCAAUGAUCCCUGCCCUCGGGACAGGGAUCAUUGCUUGACCACUGCUGCCCUCUCCCUACCCCACCCUUGCCCUCGGAGCCCUGGCCCGUCCGACCCGGCCCUCGGAGCCCUGGCCCGUCCGACCCCAGCCAACACCUAG